Pocillopora damicornis (cauliflower coral) is the source of this 1593-nucleotide messenger RNA. Its product is annotated as cyclic GMP-AMP synthase-like receptor. Lineage: Eukaryota; Metazoa; Cnidaria; Anthozoa; Scleractinia; Pocilloporidae. The record is from RefSeq and is a predicted model, not a curated record.
AAUUGUUUACUGGCAACGGAGAAUGAGUUUAAAUGAGUGUAUUGGUUAUUUGGACAAAAAUUACGCCAAACUACCCGAUAACAGAGAGAUUCAAGAUAUCCAAAAGGCCAUAGAGGAAACAGUUUCCUUGCUGCUUUUAAAUGUGGCCUCUAAUGAUCCAAGAUUCGAAAGCAAACUUGAGCCGUCAGGUAGUUUUUACGAGGGUACAAAAAUCAAGCAAGCCGAUGAGUUCGAUUUUAUGGUGUGCCUUUCCAAACUUGCGGGAAAAUGUGAUGUAGUUUAUAAGGAUAGAAAACAGCGUUACAUCUUCUUGCGUAUUCCAACUCUUGACGAGGAUGAAAUACGUAAUUCAUGGUCAGAACUUUGCGAGGAGGUACACAAUGUUGUUGAUCCUUUCGACACCGCUCCCACUGCUGAUGGCCACACCUUUCUUUGUUUGGACGGUAGCAUGCUGAAGCAGAGGUUUUUUUCCUUGUUAAGAGAGGCAUUUAAAUCGAUAACCUGGCCUUCAAAUAUAAAGUUGCUUUCUUCCACUGGUCUUACCUUUGAUCGGUUGAAAUUAAGAGGAGCCAUGCAAAUUGCAGCCUCAGAAAAAGUAGAUCUUUUGUGGAAAGAUCAUCUUAAGGUGUCUGUAGAUUUAUGUGUGGCUGUAGAAUGCAAAGGAUGGCCUUUGCUGUCUGGAAUGUUUGACAGUUUAAUUGAUGAAGGUCAUCCAGCCCUCUUGAUCAAAAAUAAAAUUAAGAGCUCAGGCUUUCAUGCAGUUACGAAGGUUGGAACUAUUUGGCGAAUUUCUUGGUCCAGAGCAGAGAUAACUAUGCUGAAAUAUAUUUUCAGUGAAAAUGAAAAAGCUGCUGUGGUUUAUCGUGUGGCAAAACUGAUUAAUGAAACUCAUUUUGUCGAAGCUUGUGAACACACAUCUAUUUCUGCUAGUAUAAGCAUCUGUGACACUUUUUCUCUGAAGCAUUUACUCAUGUGUUACUUCAUGUCCAAUUUCUUAUGCUGUGAAAAAGACUGUGGUGAAAUGCUCUUGGAUCUUCUUCAUCUUCUACUGGAUGGUCUUACUACUGGAAACUGCCCCCUUUUGUUUCUUAAUGAUGCUAGUAGCUUAAAAAGUGGACCAUUACUUCAAAGUAAAGCAGUGGCAUUAAAACAGUGUAUAAACAAUCUGCUCAGUAUGCAAGUAGCAGACAUUUCUCAAGUAUCAAAGAUAAGCAACAAUUUCUUUGGUGGGAGAAUACCUGUGGUAGUGCCCAGUCCCCCAAGAAAGAUCAGGAGUUAUAAAAUAACUAAGAUACCCUAAAUGUAAAAUGAUAAUGAUUACAGGGAUCAAAAAUCUCCAUGCAAGGAAGAUGUGGAAUCUACUCAUCAUUAGAAGUAGCUGAUGUCAGGGAUUUAAACCUCUGGAUAUCAAUAUACUGGUUACUUGCUGUUUCCCUGCAUCCUGCAUUCUUUGAGAUGGGAACACUCUGGAGGAUCAUCUGGACUCUCCAGGGUUCAUGUUUAUCAUCAUCCACUUAACAGUAUGCACUGAAUGGUUGGCAGAAAACUAAAAGUCCAAAUGGUGUGGGUUGAUUUCAAAAUUUUAUUGUCAAU